This is a messenger RNA of Setaria italica (foxtail millet), 693 nucleotides long. RefSeq lists its product as uncharacterized. Lineage: Eukaryota; Viridiplantae; Streptophyta; Magnoliopsida; Poales; Poaceae. The record is from RefSeq and is a predicted model, not a curated record. Bases 185 to 478 code for a protein of 97 amino acids. The transcript is spliced from 2 exons.
CUCCUUGCACCUUGGCCGAGCCUUUGCUAAUCCAGCUAUAUAACCAAGCACGAAUUCUUUCCCCUCUCCUCGUGCCCAACAAAGCACACGCACUGCUCCUCUCGCCCAUCCGCGCCUUCUUCUUCCCUAGCCCUCACCGACGACGUGCGGCAGCAGAGCGACACCAGCCAGGGAAGACAUCGAGAUGUCUCGGUACGUGGAGAUGCUGGACAUGGGCGUGCGCGUCGCCGCGAGGUUCCACUCGCACUGCCCGCAGACGGCGCGCAUGUACUACAAGCCGCCGCAGACCCAGGCGGCGACGUCGUCGUCGCCCUCGGCCGACGACGCCAAGGCCAAGAGCUCCGGUCUCCAUGCGGCGCCCGUCCUGCGGCCCUUCGCGGCGGCCGCGGAUUCUGGCGCCGGCGGCGGCAACCGGUCGGCGGGGUUCCAGUUUCACGACUUCGACACCGCGCAGGUCGUCGUGUACCAAGUUAUCUGAGGAGAGAUUCGCUGCGACAAGUUUUUUUCAAUUUGUGCGCGAUACAUGUACUAUGCUCCAUUCUUUGAUUUGUAGUCCUACUGCAAGCCAGUGUCGUCGAGAGCUUGGAAUUGAUCAAGCCUGAAUAGGAAAAAAAACAUUCCACUGACAUCGUCGAUGAGCAUGCUUUCUUUUUGUUCAUAUUCGAUUAAGAUUAAAAGUGACGAUAUGGUCAU